This is a messenger RNA of Coregonus sp. 'balchen', 11752 nucleotides long. NCBI's taxonomy places the organism in Eukaryota, Metazoa, Chordata, Actinopteri, Salmoniformes, Salmonidae. The record is from the annotation of a GenBank genome assembly.
GAAUGCUGGUUGCUGAGAAAGGGUUCCAGUGUGGACAGUGAUGAGAUGGAGAAUGAGGAGGAGCUCUAUGCAGCAGGAAACAUGGUCAAAUGUGUGCUAGCAGCCAUUUGACGUGUUCAUGGUGUGUUGAAUUUUGUGAUGUACUACCUUGUGAUGACGUCUUGAAUUGUGAUGUACUGUGAACAUUGGUUAGAUAAAUCCUUAUUUGUACAUUUUGUCAUAUGUCUCCCAGUCCUGGCCAUCUAAGGAGAACCAGCAGAUAUGGACAGUAAUUAUGGUGGUUUUACACAGUUAUUGAUAUUCCCCAGGACCAGUCCAUUGUCUUCUUAACCAAUGGUAAUGAGUGAUUUGGCUCACUGACAGCUGACGAGAGGCUUCAGAUUACAAUGAAAAACAGCAUCAUGCAGUUAACGGCCUUGGCAUGUAUGUGUCAUUAUUUUUCACGUGAUUGAAUUUGUUUUUUUUUCCUGGUGAGUUGCGGGAAACACUGAGUAGGCCUAGGCCUAUGUCGUAACAUGCAGGGGAAAUGAUUAUGCUUUCUUGGGGGCGAAUUUAGCUCUUGUUAAUUGGGUCCACAUUUACAGACCAGAUUUACGUUGGUGGAUACAUUUUGUAAAUUUUUUUAACCAGUUGUAGUUGAUAAGGCAAGACUCAUGAGCCACUGUAAGACUCCACCAUUAUUCUACUGUUAGACUGUUGUCUCAAUCAUGUAAAUAGGGACAUGUCUUGAUUCCCAACCAGAGAUUCUAUGAGAAUGCAGACUGUCUGUUCUUUAGUGAGCCAUUCAAAUGUUGACUAGAGUCAUGAUUCACAAGAUAAUUAAACUUUUCUCCAACAUCACCUUGAAUAGGAUUUCAUGAAAUUAAGUCCUGUGACUUUUACAAGUCUCUAAUCUGUGGCCCACUAAAUUUGGUCUGCUUUUGGAACGCAAAAACCCUGCAUCCGAUGCUCCUCCGAGUACUCCCAGGUACACGCAGUACACAGUAAAAACCCAUAAUACCCACUCCCAGCAUUUUCUGAUCCGUUUUGGUCGAUGCUAGUGUGUCAGGAGUGUUUUGAACAUGCCACUGUUUGUGUCUCUGUGUUCUCAGGGAACCUCUUCCUACAGUGUUCCGUAUGCUGCACCCUCUGGAUGAGACCAGUGGCAUGCAGGUCUACAGGUGAGACUCUCAACAGAAACACACACACAUAGAAAUAGUCUAACACAAAUCUUAAAACAAAUUGUAACAGAGAAUGGCGGAAAGCACCAUAUAAAUAAACUAUAAUGGAUGUUGAAACCUGAAUGUUGGAGCCAGCAUACUGUUGGCCCUCUUGCACUCCUUGACUGCUCUGAUAGCUGGCUGCCGGUACCUUAAUUGCUGGCCCUAUUAUGGCUUGUUAAUUGCUCAUCUCCUGUGUCUCUGGCAGGUCUGUUCGAGGCUGCCCGUAUGCAGUACGUCUCUGACAGCACCAUGAAAAUCGUCUUCUCCAACUGCAAGCCCUCCAUAGUCAUGUCAUAGGACACCGUGCAGGGCAUACACUCAGUCACUCCAGAUGUAAGAUAACAUGCAAGAACAGCCCCUUGUGUUAAUAAUGUUGCAUUACUGCUUCCUUCAUGAUUUUUCAGUGGUAAAAAAUAGAAAGUUCAUGGCAUAAAUGGAAUUGAAGAAUAGAAUUCUCAUCAUGGCAUGAAUGGUGACUCAAAGGCCUAUCUACGAUCCCUUAGAGUGGAUUUAAAUUGGUCUGACUGGGGCCAGGGAUAGUUCACCCAAAUUACAAAACGAAACAUUGGUUUUCUUACCCUGUAAGCAGUCAAUGAACAAGGUAUCACAGCAAUCCAUGCUUUGGUUUUAUUUCCCUGUUUUCAAAUGCUAACAUUUUAGAAUUUGUGGCACAAAUCCCAUUCAAGUCAUGGUACCGAGAUUGGCAUUAUUCGCGUAUCGUCCAAAUCAUCCGAAAGUAUCUCAAAUUGAUUGUGACACUCAACAAAGUCCCUUGAAGAUGAUUUGAACAUCAUGUGCGAUGAUUAUGAUUAAUAUCGGUACCAUGACUUGAAUGGGAUUCCAUGGGAUGAUGCAUUCUCAGGAUGGGUGAGCCUAGUAUGUUGAUAUUUGUUGCUUACUGCAUUUGUUUUUACUAAACAGUACGUUCUAAAUAUUAUGUAGUACGAUUAGUACACAGUACAGUGCCCUCCACUAAUAUUGGCACCCUUGGUAAAUCUGAGCAAAACGGGCUGUGAAGAAAAGUCUUUAUUGUUUGUCCUCUUGGUCUUUCAUUCAAAAUAUUCACAAAAAUCUAACCUUUAAAUAAAGUAAAAUAAUUGAAAGAAAAAAUUAAUUAUUAUCAUAAAACAAAUAUUUUUCUCAAAUAUGUGUGCCACAAUUAUUGGCACCCCUUCAUUCAAUACUUGGUGCAACCUCCCUUUUCCAAGAUAACAGCUCUGAGUCUUCUCCUAUAAUGCGUGAUGAGGUUGGAGAACACAUGGCAAGGGAUCUGAGACCAUUCCUCCAUAUAGAAUCUCUCCAGAUCCUUCAGAUUCCGAGGUCCACGCUGAUGGACUCUCCUGUUCAGCUCAUCCCACAGGUUUUCUAUGGGGUUUAGGUCAGGGGACUGGGAUGGCCAUGGCAAAACCUGGAUUCUGUGGUCAAUGAGCCAUUUUUGUGUUGAUUUUGAGGUGUGCUUUGGAUCAUUGUCCUGCUGGAAGAUCCAACCACGGCCCAGUUUAAGCUUCCUAGCAGAGGCAGUCAGCUUUUGAUUUAAUAUCUGUUGGUACUUGAUUUAGUCCAUGAGACCAUGUAUCCUAACAAGUUGUCCAGAGCCUUUGGAAGAAAAACAGCCCCACAACAUCAAAGAUCCACCACCAUACUUCACAGUGGGGAUGAGGUACUUUUCAGCAUGUCUGUCUUUCUGUCUUCGCCAAACCGUUUCCAAAAAGCUCUAUUUUGGUCUCAUCUGACCAUAGAACCCAGUCCCAUUGAAAGUUCCAGUAACGUUUGGCAAACUAGGCGCUUGAGUUUGUUGUUUGAUGACAGCAACGUUUUUUUUAUGGCAACCCUCCCAAACAACUUGUGGUUAUGUAGGUGGUGUCUGAUUGUAGUUUUGGAGACUUUCUGACCCCAAGACCCAACUAACGUCUGCAAUUCUCCAGCUGUGAUCCUUGGAGAUUUUUUGGCCACUCGAACCAUCCUCGUCACUGUGCGUGGGGUCAAUAUAGACACACGUCCUCUUCCAGGCCGAUUGUUAACAUCUCCAGUUGCUUUAAACUUUUUAAUUAUUGCCCUGAUAGUGGAAAUUGGCAUUUUCAACCGUUGAGCUAUUUUCUUAUAGCCAUGUCCUGAUUUGUGCAGCUCAACAACCUUUUGUCGCACAUCAUUACUGUAUUCUCGGGUCUUUCCCAUGGUGAUGGAUGACUAUGGGAACUUGGCCUGUGUCACCUCAUAUUUAUACCCCAGUGAAACAGAAAGUCAUGGCUUACCAUGUAAGUGUUCCUAAUCACUUAGGUGAAGUUAAAAACGUAAAAUAUGAAUGGGAAUAUACUUCAGUUAGAUUUUACUCAUAAGAAUUUCUAGGGGUGCCAAUAAUUGUGGCACAUGUUUCAGAGAAAAAUAUUUUUUUCAAUAAUUUUACUUCAAUUAAAGGUUUGAUUUGUAUAAAUAUUUUGAAUGAAAGACCAAGAGGAUAAACCGCAAGAUAAUUUUUUCACAGCCUGUUUUGCUCAUAAAAUAUUUACCAAGGGUGCCAAUAUUAGUGGAGGGCACUGUAUGUAGUUUUAGUAAGUAGGAAAACUAACUGGGCCUCCAGUAGCUCAGUUGGUAGAGCAUGGCGCUUGCAACGCCAGGGUUGUGGGUUCGAUUCCCACGGGGAGCCAGUAUGAAAAAUGUAUGCACUCUCUAAAACUGUAAGUCGCUCUGGAUAAGAGCGUCUGCUAAAUGACUAAAGUGUAAAAAAUGUAGUAGGUAAGACACUACCCAUGUAACAAAUAAUCGAACCCUCAUCCAAACUAUAGCAAAUGGACCUUGCCCCUUUUUGUUUGAGCACCAUUGGUCCACAUUGGACUGAUCUAAAUUGCUAGUUGGGUCAUGGGGUAGGGGCUUUCCGAUGAGUUGGGACCUAUUUUUCUAUAAUGUCGCCCGAAAAUGAUACACCCUACUGGUAUGGAACGGUACUGACGCUCUCCUCUGAGUUCAUUUCUUAUAUUAACUUAUCUGACCCCAAUCUAAAAUUCAUAGCAGAGAGAAGUUGAGAAAAAAUAGACUUCUUGGCUCUUACAGUCAACAAAAAUAAAGAAAACAAGUUGGAGUCUAUCCUCCGCAAGCCGCAGAGUAGGAAUACACUUUUACGUGCAGACCAUAAUCACCCGCUACACCUUAAGCAGAGCAUAUCGGUGGGUCAAUUCAUAAGACUGUGAUGUAACUGUUCAUCACAAAGCUAAUGAUAUGCGCACCAGGUUCCUGCAAUGCGGGUAUGAUAAUAGUGCCAUUGAACAGGCCUAUACCCAUGCUAGAGAGACUGAACGUCAAAGCCUACUCACUGGCACUAAUAGAAACCAGGACAAAACGCCCCCACAUUUGUGUUUUUCCACAGAGUACAGCCCAUGUGCUGGUCGCGUCAAAUCCAUUGUAUUUAAACACUGGGGCAUCUUCAAAAGUGAUCCAAAUCUACGAGAGUUCACAACAUUUCCCCCUCGCAUUUGUCUUAGCCGAUUACGUUACGCACAGCAUGCAGCUACCCAAGAAGCGUGACACUUGGCCCCAGGCCCGCCCAAUGGCAAUUACAAGUGUGGCCACUGUGUACAUUGUGACAACAUGACCAAUACUACAGUUUUUUGCCACCUGAGAACAGGUACAUUAUACAAAAUCGAAAGCUUCAUUAAUUGUAGCACCACAGGAGACUGAAAAGAUUUGGCAUGGGUCCUCAGAUCCUCAAAAAGUUAUACAGCUGCACCAUCGAGAGCAUCCUGACUGGUUGCAUCACCGCCUGGUAUGGUAACUGCUCGACCUCCGACCGCGAGGCACUACAGAGGGUAGUGCGUACGGCCCAGUACAUCACUGGGGCCAAGCUUCCUGCCAUCCAGGACCUCUAUAUCAGGCGGUGUCAGAGGAAGGCCCUCAAAAUUGUCAAAGACUCCAGCCACCCUAGUCAUAGACUGUUCUCUCUGCUACCGCACGGCAAGCGGUACCGGAGUGCCAAGUCUAGGUCCAAAAGACUUCUCAACAGCUUCUACCCCCAAGCCAUAAGACUCCUGAACAGCUAAUCAUGGCUACCCGGACUAUUUGCACUGCCCCCCCCCCCACCCCCACCCCAUCUUUUUACGCUGCUGCUACUCUGUUAAUUAUUUAUGCAUAGUCACUUUAACUCUACCCACAUGUACAUAUUACCUCAAUUACCUCAACUAGCCGGUGCCCCCGCACAUUGACUCUGCACCGGUACCCUCCUGUAUAUAGCCUCCCUACUGUUAUUUUAUUUUAUUUCUGCUCUUUUUUUCUCAACACUUUUUUGUUGUUUUAUUUUACUUUUUUACUUAAAAAAUAAAUGCAUUGUUGGUUAAGGGAUGUAAGUAAGCAUUUCACUGUAAUGUCUACACCUGUUGUAUUCGGCGCAUGUGGCCAAUAAAAUUUGAUUUGACAAAUGUCAUAUACAUGCUCAAAUGCAUCUGUGGGCUGCUUAUAUUGGUCAAACUAAGCAACUAAGCACUAAGCAUUGAAACUGCAUCGCAGAACAUAAGGUUGCUAUUUGUAAUAAUGCUAUGCUAUUGUGCGCCAUUGUAUAGAAGCCAGCCAUGGCGCACCUUCCUCCAUGUGCUUUGUAGCCAUAGAACACAUCCAAAUUUCACCAAGAGGAGGUGACAUCGUACGUAAACUAAAACAAUGAGAGGCAUUCUGGCAGUACUCCUUAGACACUGGAUCCUAAGGGGCUAAACAAUGAUUUUUCACUGUCCUUGUUUAUAUAAUGUUGUUGCCUUGAUUUUUUGGGUGGUCUCAGUGUCUCCAGAUUCACAGACACCCAAAUAUCACCUAUGUAUAUUUUGACACCCAGCUUUCUGACCACACACCUGAAGAACGUCUCCAGGAUGGACGCGCUCGGCUUGCCCUUCCAUUGUCACGCCCUGCAUAACCAAAACAGGAUGACCUCAUCACCAGGCCUCCACUCAUGGACACACUCACCCAGCAUAUCCAGCAUGGCUGCUCGCAGGUGAGUUUAUAGCAGGAGUCUUCAGUUCUGGUUCUGGAGCGCUACAGAGUGCAGGCUUUGAGUCAAAUGCCGAAAUAGGAUAUGAAUAUGAUAUAAAUAGGAUAUCUGCUGUCCCACAGGAUUAUACACAGUUUGAGUCAAACAGUUUGUCUCAUUUACAACAACCACAUUAUGGACCAUAACUAACCACCCUUCUGCUGUCUUCUGACCCAUGUCUGUAGCCGGUCCCACUCCCCUAGCAUGGCGGCACCCUCCUUCUCGGGCACGGUGCAGUUUAAAAUGUCGUACCACUCAUGUCCCCCAGAGGGCACAGCUUCCUGCCCUCUCCCAACAGCACGACCAACGAGUCUGUGCUGGUCCCAGAGAUUAAGCCCAUGGUGCCUGAUCUAUGCAUUGAGCAGCUGUGGAGUGAGACGGCCUCCUCCAACAGGUCAGUGUAUGACAUUCACCUCUGCACAGCUGGCUACAGUGGUUGUCAUGGAUUCUGCUCUGUGGUCUAGUUGGCUGAACCACUCAGUUACAUGUUACUGUAGGCAGGUUUCCAUUGACCCAGGUUUAUUAGACAAAAGCAAUGUCGCAUUUAUUUAUUUAUUGCGACAUGUUUAAUGGAAACGGCAGAUAUAGGCAAUAUUUUCUGAAGAUCGACAAUUGUUAUGGAUUUUUCUUUUGCGACAAAUCAUGAUGGAAACUGUGUUUUUCGAUUAAAUGAUGAUUGACGAAUAAUGUUGAAGGUACGCGAGCACGUGAUGUCAUGGCCCCAGUUGCAUUUGCAAAUAAAUUAUAUUUCUGUACGUUUUCUUGGGGGUGGGUUGGGUGUGAUGUCACUAUGUUCAGCUGUUUUUAUCGACACAAGAUAGUUAAAUGGAAACGCACCGCAGUAGGCAAUUGUCCCAUUCUGUUCCCCCUCUGCUUAUCUUUGCAUCUGUUUUCACGAUCCCUGCUAAAGACACACCAUUUAAAGCCAACCAGACUAAUUGCUUUAGUGAUUACGUAAAAAUAGAUGUAUCAUUUGAAAGUAUCACGCACGCUGAAUCAAUAAAAAAACACCAACGUACAUUUCUCACAUAUCCAUGUAAUCCAAAAUUCACAGAAGAGAAGCUGUGAAUGAUGUUGUUACAUUGACACAGAUUACGUUCUCAAAUACACUUCCAUACUGAUCAAUGAGAUAGGCGUCAGUGUAUAUUUUUGUACAUUAACUAGAUUCUACUACUUCUCUCUGGACCUAAUUGAGGAUUUUCUAUAUAUUUUUUUAUUUUUGGUACUUUUUACCCCUUUUUUCUCCCUAAUUUUGUGAUAUCCAAUUUGUAGUUUCAGUCUUGUCCCAUCGCUGAAACUCCCGUACGGACUCGGGAGAGGCGAAGGUCGAGAGCAUGCGUCCUUCGAAACACGACCCUGCCAAGCCACACUGCUUCUUGACGCACUGCUUCAUCCCAAAUCAGUUAUUUUAUUCUCAGGAUAUAGAUGCCUUGCUAGUUCUGAAAGCCAAUGGAAGCUUGGUUCUAUACACUGGAGUGACACGGGUAACAAGAAAGGAGUGUUCACACUGUUUUUAAAUAUAUAUGUGUUUAUCGGUGAUGCAAGGUCAAAUGGUCAAAUCUAUUUCUGUCCAAAGGUGAGCAAGGUGUUUGUCCCUGGCCUCCUGUCUCCGACCUUCAGCCUGUCUCCGACCUUCAGCCUGUCCAACCACGUAACCCACCUGGGCACUCCCAUGGAGAGUGUGAGCACUCCCGCCAAGGCCACAGGGAGACACAUGAGAAGAAUAGAGGAGGUACCACUGAGAUGGGACGGAGGUGUAUAGGGUUGGUUAUUAGAACGAUAAGCGUAAUUACAUUUUACAUUUUUACAUUUUAGUCAUUUAGCAGACGCUCUUAUCCAGAGCGACUUACAGGAGCAAUUAGGGUUAAGUGCCUUGCUUAAGGGCACAUCGACAAAUUUUUCACCUAGUCGGCUCGGGGAUUAGAACCAGCGACCUUUCGGUUACUGGCACAACGCUCUUACCCACUAAGCUACCUGCCGCCCCAGAAAUCUGAAAUGAAUGCAUCCAAAUAAUUAUGCUGCCCUCAUAGAAAUUAAGUCAGAUUUCUAUGAGCGAGUAUUACCACCAAACUGACAGCAGGCAGUAACUGUUAAAGGGAUAGACCUAUUUACCCAGUCAGAUGAACUCAUGGAUACCAUUUAAAUAUCUCUGCGUGCAGUUUGAAGGAAGUUGAAGAUAAUUUCUGGAGCCAUUGUUAACUAGCGUUAGCGCAAUGACUGCUCUGAGUUCAUCUGACUCUGGAUAAGUAGAAAAUAAUAGCUUAAUUGCCAACAUGUCGAACUAUCCCUUUAAUGCAAAUGUUGUAAUUUCAAUCUGAAUUACAGUGAAGAACCCCUCCAUUUAAGCUGCAGUAUUAGUAUUAGUCUGCAUUAGAGAAGCCAAUGACUGAUGGAGACUAUUUAUAGUCCUGAUCAAUACUCUAAUUAUAUUUAAAGUCCAGACUGUGUUACAUGUCUGUUUUUAAGGAUAUAGAUUGGUACAAAUGAAUAAACUAACAGUAGGUUAAUAAAUUAAAUACACUGAGUGGACAAAAUAUUAGGAACACCAUCCUAAUAUUGAGUUGCACCCCCUUUUGCCCUCAGAACAGCCUCAAUUAGUCGGGACAUGAACUCUACAAGGUAUUGAAAGUGUUCCACAGUUGUGUCAAGGUGUCUGGAUGUCCUUUGGGUGGUGGACCAUUCUUGAUACACACGGGAAACUUGAGCGUGAAAAACCCAUCAGCAUUGCAGUUUUUGACACAGACCAGUGCGCCUGGCACCUACUAUCAUACCCCAUUCAAAGGCACUUCAAUAUUUUGUCUUGCCCAUUCACCCUCUUAAUGGCACACAUAUACAAUCCAUGUCUCAAUUGUCCCGAGGCCUACAAAUCCUUCUUUAACUUGUCUCCUCCCCUUCAUCUACACUGAUUUGAAGUGGAUUUAACUAGUGACAUCAAUAAGGGAUCAUAGCUUUCACCUGGUUAGUCUGUGUCAUGGAAAGAGCAGGUGUUCCUAAUGUUUUGUACAAUCUGUAUCUGUUUCAUUCAUUAUGUAAUUGCUGUAGAAUGUAGAGCUGAAAUGGAUUAGUUCCCCCCAACUUGGCACUAAUCAUCUUGAUUGUGUACAUACAUCCUGGGUAGGUGUGUCGCCCUGGUGUGUGUGUGUAUUGAUAGGAGUGAAAGUGGGAGGGUAUAAUGAGUGUGUGUGUGUCUGGCUGGUUGGGGCGUGAGUACUUGGACCUCAAGGGUUGAAUGUUUCUUGAAUGGAUGCAAAUUAAUCCUUUUUAUGAAUUAGAGAGAGAAAAGCUCAGCCUGUGUAUAGAACAGAACAGAACAGAACUGAGCAACAGAGGCCUGUCGGUAUGUUUACUGGGUCCAAUAAGGUUACAGCUCUCUGGGUCGACAUUUCUACCUGCAAGGGGUAGUUUUGUCAAGACCGGUAAAGACGUGCCGUUCAGCCAAAGGAUUUUCUCUCCCAGACCUGUCAGUCAUUUCCAUGCCCUUCUGAGCGAACCUCUUUUGACAGAUGUUUUUGAAAAUAUUUGUAAAUGUCAAAGUCCAACUAAAUAGGUUAUACUGAUUUAGAUUUCUAUCCCUUGAUAUCUUAAUGUAUGUCAAAUUAUUAAGCAAUAUGUAACUUUCAGGAGCGUUGAAUGACAUGUAGGAUGAUCCAUAUCUCUGAUGUAUUUUAUUUGUAGGAGCUAAGCAACGGCACAAUGCUGAGUAGAACUAUCCCUGACAUUUCUACCUCGGAGCUCAGUAAGGUUAACACGACAAUGUGCAAAACCAUUGUGUGUGACGAGAUUGUACGUUGGAUUCGAUGUCACACAGCUGAGUCAUCCAGUGUUGAUGGCCUGAAAAUUCGGUUUAAGUGCUGCCAACCUCCCGCUGUCACAUUGACAUAAACCUAAGGGGAUCCCACCGUUCCUCGCUCAUACCUACACACCCACCUUUCCCCUGAACACACUCAGAACCCCUCAUUUUUGUAAUCCACUCUGUUAUUUAGCCCCCCCCCCCCCCUCCCCAAAUGUCUAUUGACAUUUCCUAACCUACCCACUCUCAUAUCUCCUGGCUCACCACAUGACACACAAAGCAUCCACACACAAAGCAUGCACACACACACACUCUACUCUCUCUGGAUAAGCCAUUAUGAGGACGUCAACACAGCAGCUACUCCACGCCAGGCAGUUCUAGGUGCUGUUUGUUAUUGUGGCAUUUCCGUGCCUUAAUUCAGCCCAAAACCUCUGAUUGGGCCCUGGAGCGUGGUUAUCCAGCUCGGUUGGGGGGACAGGGGAUGCCCUGGAACAUGAUGUUCAUGAGGGUGGAAAGGAGGCACUGGGGAAUAGAUGAUGGAGAGAUGAUUCUGCUGUGUUUAAUAAUGACUGUAGUGUUGGUAUAUAAUGGAAGUCUGUGUUCAGGUACAUUAUUGCUAGAACAUAAGACCAUUUCUGUCAGUAGGUGGUAUAUUAACCUUGGUUCCUUCCUGGCUGACGUCUUUACUCCAUCUAGUAAUGCCGUUAAAUACACCCUUUUGUCACCCUUUUAGUGUAUCUGAAGAUGGGGCACUUUUUUUUGGUAAUUAACUUUGUGUCUAUGGCGACCUAUACUGAAACCAUGCAUGGUUCACACAGUUUUCCGCUGGUGACUUCUGAGCAUCUGCUGAUGCAGCGUUAUCCACCAGAACAUGCAUGUACUGUAUAACAUGCUAUGGGUCGUCUUUCUACCCAGCUGUAGUCAAGCAUAAUAGCGUAUCAUUCUACACUGUAAUUGAGGAAAUGGAGCACUCGUGGUGUACUGGUAUUUGCCUUACAACCCUAAUUGGCUUGUUGUGCGUUUUUUAAGGUCUUUGGCUUUGUUUAGACCGUGAACCUCCUAGUCUUUGAUCCCCUGAUCUUUUGUGUUGUGAAACCAUUACCAAUUACCACAUAGUGUUGUUCAUUAGUGCCUAAUUGAUCCCAAAGCCGGGACUUCUCAGUCUAAUUAAGUGGCAUUUCUCCUUCUCUGCCUUGACCUUUUGGAGUUUGUUGUCCAAUUAGAGAUUGUGGGUGGAGUUAAUUACCUGUCUGAUUGGGUGGACCUGGGAGACAUCACGGACCCUGAUCAUUGUGGGGUCUGGAGCCCUUGAAUCCUAUAUGUGUAAAUUCUGUAAGAAGUUGGCCCGAAUCCUAACUUGAGAUUCUCAUGCUUAACUGUGCAGACUUUUGUGUAAUUUGAUGCCAAUGGAAUUUCAAUUACGCACAAUAAAUAUAGAUAUAUUAUUUUAACCACUCCACUGUUAAAAGAACCAACCAAAAUAACACAAUUAUACAAAUGUACAUUUGCUGUGUGAUAACCCAAUUGAUGUCAUUGUGCACCGUCUUCCAUAUGCUUCCUCAUCCCCCUGGUGUUCUUAGUGACAAAGUGCCUCUGGUGUGCUUCAUCCUGCCCAAGGACACGGCCAUGAAGGUGCUGGUGAAGUGGUACAACAUCUACAACGCCCCCGGGGGCCCCAGCGCACAGCUGGAGUGGAACCUUUUUGUCACCUGCUUCAUGACUCUCAUGGGCUACAACACGGAGUGGCUGGGCUGA